AUGACGGCGCCACACAAUUAUGACCUCACUGGCACACUCUUGGGCACAGAAGUACCGUUGAAUAGUCCGGUUAUCACGUGGAAGGACGGACACACGACAAUCCUCCCAGCCGUUUACGAUGAGAAGAAGAACAAUCUUUGUGAAGCUGUGGACAUUCCAAUCAUCCGGUAUCUGGCCAAAUGUCCAGAAUCUACACCUCACUCGCAAUACGUUACACAUUUAUCAAAUGCUGAUAUUCCACCAAACAUGAUGGAGGACGUGGUAAGCUCAGCACUUAGUCUAAAUAAACCAGUCGUCAUUAGAGGGAUUGGGCAACAUGCUGUUGAAGAAGAGUUGACGGCGGAUUUUCUCGACAAACACUACGCGAUAUCGCCACAUAGAGCCGUAUGGAUACACGACGCCAAGUCCCGCGCAAUAGAUCAUACGAAGGUCACGACUGCAGGCGUCCUGAAAUCUUUUUGUGAAUCUAUGAAAGAUCCGGAGAAGAUACAAUGCGUGUUGGAUAUCCCUCUCGCUCAGACAUCACUCCAAGAUCAAUUGAGAAAUCUCGAUCACGGUCUCGCUCAUGGAUGGAAUCACACCACAUACGACGUUCAAAUCACAUCAAACGUCCAUCCGGAAAAUUUCACUGUGAAGGGUUGGGGUCUACUUCACCACGCUGGAUUCUUGACAUACCCCCACCAUGACGCUGAGGGGAGCCUAACAUGGGUCAGGAUGGAAGUUGGAAUGAAGUUCUGGGUGGUGUUCCGACCCAUCGAUCGACAUGACGAUCGUAAGCAUCUCCAGGACAUGGCGAUCAAGCUAGGAGAUUUCACAGAAAACGAAGUUUGGAUAAGAGCGAACUGUCGCGCCGAGGUCAUCACUAUCAUGCCUGGAGACACGUUGAUAAUUCCUCCGGGUCAAUUGCAUGCUGUAUAUACACCGGUUGCCUCUUUCGCCACAGGGGGACACUUCUAUCAUUAUGGGUGCAUGCACCUCACCGAAAUCUCUCGAUACCUUGAUGUUGUUGUUGGAGACUGUUUGACAAAUCAGGCGCUCCAUAAUGCCCUAGAGACCCUCAGACGCAUGAUGAUAGGAAUACCACGUUUGUCUCCCAGAAUAUCAUUGUACAAAAGACCCCUGCUCGCGCUAUGCAUAAUGGUCUUGCAGGGAAAGCAAUAUCGUGCUAAGGGAGGACAUAAAUCUGCUGUCGCAGAUACGGAAACAGCAGCACUCAGUAAAGAGAUAUCGGCUGCUAUCGCGUCCCAUCUCGGAGUCACAAAGCGCAAGUCAGCCUCUAUGUUACUAUACAAAGGUGAUCAGUUUGAGAGAGGGGCGCUCGUUGUCAGGGAAGAGCUAGACAAGGCGCUCAUUCGAUUUACGGAACUUUAG
Molecule: messenger RNA, 1371 nt
Organism: Suillus plorans
Lineage: Eukaryota; Fungi; Basidiomycota; Agaricomycetes; Boletales; Suillaceae
Exons: 5
Coding region: 1-1371 (456 amino acids)
Source: RefSeq, a predicted model, not a curated record